GGUUGCGGUCUGUCAAAAUUUUUCUCGCCGCACGCACCCGCUGCCGAAAUGGUCGAAAUACUCGGCGCGUCUUCAUUUUGAACUUUGCUCCAACGUUCGCACACCUCGAUGCCGUCGCCUUCGUCGCGCAGUCUCCGAGAGGCGCUCGGAAACCGCCAUGAACCGCGGAAGCGGCGCCGGUAAUGGCUCCGCACGAAGCUGGCUUCGUGACUCCGGUGUCUUCUUGCUCCAAGGAUGUCAUCACUACUGUUUGAGCCAAGCGAAGGGCGUUGCGGCAGCUGCACGCCGCCGCCUUCGUCACAGCAGAGCCACGGCUACCACCUGGCGGGGGGGCCGCAGGGUGGGGCAUCGCGCGUGCCGCCCUUUGCCCCGCAGCCCCACACGGGGGGUCAGCCUGGAGGAAUGCGCUCGCUGUCGGUCACGUCGGCUCACGUGCAACAGCAGCAGUCGCAGCAACAGCCAGUGUCGACAGUCACGUGCAACGCGCACGAAGUGUGCCACUACUUUCAACAGGUAUUCUACGUGUCAGCCAUCCUCACCGGCAUCGCAUUAGUCAUUGCCGGCGCCAUCCAGACUGGAGCGCCAGACGCCUCGCUGAACUCCGAGCAGCCCCCAAUGGGACCUGCAAUCGGCGAGCCGCCAGACGGUGCAGUCGCCAGCGGCGACCUGCUUGUGUUUGUUUACAUCGGUGUGCUACUCAUCGGCGUCAACGUCUCGCUGCUCCUUCUGCAGUGCUACAUGCGUAGCAAGGAGCUGCGGCGAGCUCGGCGGUCAGCAAUGAUGCAGCCGCCUUCAAUUCCGCCCGCCACAGUGCACUACAAUCCCCUCGUGUCUGUCGGCCCCCCGAGACAGGUGACCAUGCCCUGCGCUGUGGACAUCGUGUCUGGCGUACACAGGCAGCAGCCGCAGGUGCCGUCGCCGGGAAAAGCCCAGCGGCGCGGUUAUGGCCCAGCGUCGGUCCACAGCGUCGCAACGGUGCCUGCCAUGCCCAGCACCCAGCCCCACUGGCUGCUCGCGCCAGGCUCCCGGGCGGCCACGGUCGCUGCCAGCCAGCCACCUCCGAGCUACGACAACCUCCUGAUAGUCGGUCACACACCGCGCGAAGUCGCCACGCUUCACCUCAUCUAGUCACUUUUUGGCACGCCUCACUUUGGUCAGCGUGUCUUGGCUCAACACUAGGCCUCUGCCUCUGCAUUUAAUUCUGUUCGAGAAGGGUGCACAUCCAUAGACAUGCUUUUAGGUAAUGCAGCAGGACAGUGACAGAAAAGAGAACUGGCAAGGGAUGUCCUGCUUUUAGGAAGGACAUAGCUGCUUUCAGACAGUGUGACAAGACAAGGACAUAAACAAAGGGAACUGACAGGACAUGUUCUGUCAGGAUGUAAGCUGCUAUUACAUAGAGCGGCAAGGCAAGGACAUAAAAGGAGAGAACUGACAGGACAAGUUCUGUCAGUCUCAUCCUCGUUUUGUCCUUGCCUUGUCGUGCUCACCGAAAUCAGCUAUGUCUUAUGUAGAAGCAGGGCAUGUCCUGUCAGAACAUAACUGCUCUUAUGCAGCACAACAAGACAAGUAUGAAAGUGACAGGACAUGUCCUGUCAUCACAGGAGGGAACUGACAGGAUAUGUCCUGUUAGUUCUUUCCUUCUUUAUCCUUGUCACGCUGCCCGCAUGCCGCCAUAAAUCCACUCCUGCUCGCCCACCUCUCUGUCCUUUUGUAGGGUGCACAUCAGUCAUGCUUUUGUCGAAUGUCUCCCUUCUCGAAAUAGCCUCGAGAAGGAGUCUCAUAGGGAGUAAGGAACUUCUUGCAGUCGAGCUUUCUACUAUAGUGCGCUCAACUUUUAUUAAUGCCACUCAUAACGACCACCAUUCAUAACAAUGAGCACACAUCAGUCCCAUUUUUGACGUGUUCAAGUUCUUGAAACAAUCAAAAUUUUUUUUUAACAUCAUAGGCAACGAGUGGAAAUUUACCACAUCCUGUUGUGUUUGCUACUGUGGUGUGGUUUACUUUAAACAAUAGCACUUAUAGUGACAACCCGCAUGAUGAUCGACAUACAUGCAUCCGAGUUCUUGAAACAGCCUAAAAGGAAGAACAGAUGUCCUUGUCAAGGGGUGGAAUUUGACUGCAUUACCUCACAGCUUUUAAGCUUUCUGCCUUCAUGUGGUCAACUUACGAUAAUAGCUCUUAUAGCGAUUACUGCUUGUAUCAAUAGGCAUUUUUUACUGCAUUAUGCAUUGAAGUUUUGUAAGGUCGGCCUAGAUACAAUGCUGUACACCGAGAACGAUCAAAUUUUUAUAUCUUUUUUAUAGUUGUUAUCAGUAUACUGCUCCAUAUUUACAGUCCAGCAAAGAAUUGCUAAAGUUGACUUAGUUCAGCUUAGUUAUUGUCUCUGACAUUAUAUCUUUUGUGUUCAUCACAUUGUACACCCUGUUACAUGCCAGCGUUUGCCCCCACUAGGUUGUCCUACACUCUGUCCUACACUCUGUUUUAUAUGUAGCAAGCAAUGCUACAAAGAUUAGGAUAACGAAGUUGAAGGGGGAGCCAGAAUUAUUUCAUUGUAUUAAUUACUUCUUUAUAAGCAUUAUUGCUUCUACUGCACUAUGAAUCUCUAUGACGAUUUUAGAGGGAAUUUCACUUCCUAAUAUUCAUUAUUUCGUUAUAUCCUGUUAAGUUAUAAUGAGGUUUGACUGUACUCUAUAGGGAUGUGCAAAUACAUUUAACCAUAGAUAAAACAAACUUCAAUAUAAUGAAAUCCUCAAUAUAACGAAGUAUUUCACUUUUCAUGAUGUCAUUUGCAUGAAGCACCAUGUAUCUUUAACCUCAAUAUAGCAAAGCGUGACGAUUUUAAUAUGACGAAAUUUCACUGCUGCCAUAGAGGCAAUAAUUUGGCAUGCCGCCUUAUGCAACAGAAUUGGAACUGGAUCAAGAAUGCAGGAGUGGCUCAAAGCGAGAAGAUAUGGUUACUGAGCAGUGUUGCUCUCAGAGUUGUGAGGUCUUUUUUGUGAGGUCCCCUCUGUUUUCUGCUUGCAUUCUGUUCUGGUGGGAAAGUCUUGCUUGCUAGUCCUACGUAAGCAGUCUCUGGAGACUGCGUUUCUGUCAGUCAGAAAAGCACCUAGCUUUGUCUAGUCAGCAUCUUGCAGGAAGCUUUCAUCAGGAGGAAGCUUUAGCUCAGCCGCUCCUGUUUAAAUGCAUGCGAACGGAGGAAUCAUUUUUCUCGGCAACCACUGCACCGAUUUUGAUGGGGUGCAUCGAAUUCAAAAGGAAAAGUUGCAAUCUGUUGACUUUGGGAAUUAGAUUUUUUAUUUAGGCCAUCAAUUUUUGUACGAAAAUCGGUUUUAAUUAGAAAAUUUAUAAAAACUCGAGUGUCAAGUUUACAGACCUGUACUCGGCUAUAAAAAACAAUACCAUUAUUCCGUAGGGUGCAUCGAAUAAUACAUCUGAAGUGGACAAAAUUGAUGUAUUCAUCGAUUUGAAACAUACCACUUAUUUGUGAGUAUGACUUUUCCAAAACAUUUUGAAAACAUUAUAACAAAUUCGCAUAAGUUAUAAACUUAUGUAUGAAACUUGUCCACUUGAGAUGAUGCUCUAACUGGUGCAGUUUACAGAACUGCGAUAGCCGUGUUGGGGUGCUGAGUUACAGAUAUGUAAACUCCGUGCUUCUAUUUAUUUAAACUUGCUGGCUUUUGGCAACCUUUAUUUUUUUUUAUUCGAGAUCCCAAAUCAAAAUUUUGCUUCCUAGAGUCACUAGAAUUUCACUUUCCCUCUCAAAUGCCACAAAUUUCAUUCAAAUCAGUCCAGGAGUUGUCUCAUAAAAACAUUGUGUUUUAUAUGUAUUUCAGUAAACAGCGUCAAAGUUGGCCCCAAGCUAAAGCUUUCUCUCAGUCAUGUCGAGGCUAGCUGGAAUCACACCAGCAUCAAGUGGUGCCACUUAUUUAUUAAGAGACAGGGCGAGAGGCAAAGCAAACACCUACAAGCGAGUGCUUGGUUUAGUUCAGUAAGUUUCAAGAUAGUAAGAAAAUACAUUAUGGUGAAGCAGCGCAGACAAUGAGACAGGUGAAAAAGGGCAGGACAGUCCAUUGUCAGGGCACUGCCCGUCCCUUUUCACCCAUCCCAUUGCCUGGGACACGAAAACCGGCAAAACAGCGCCCUGUCCUGUCCAUUUGUCUGUUGUCACAGCACUGUCCUGUCCCUUUUCACCCAUGCCAUCAUCUGUGACAUGAAAACAGACAGGGCAGUUCCCUGUCCUGUCCAUUUAUCCGUUUUCAAUGCUCUGUCCUGUCCCUUUUCACCCAUCCCACCGUCUGCAACAUAAAAACGGACAGGACAGCGCCCUGUCCUGUCUGUAUAUCCAUUGUCAAUCCACUGUCCUGUCCCUUUUCACCCAUACCAUCACCUGUGACAGGAAAACGGACAGGACAGUGCCCUGUCCUGUCAAUUUGUACAUUGUCGGUGCACUGUCCUGUUCCUUUUCACCCGCCCUAUUCUCUGCAACAUCAAAAUGGACAGGACAGCACCCUGUUCAUUGUCAGUACUGUCCUGUCCUUUUUCACCCAUCCCAUCGUCUGCGCUGUUUCGCCGUAAUUUAUGUAAACCAACUAGUCCAGAAAAUACACGCUGAGGAGACACUUACUGCUUGUGUGCAGUCAAAUUCAGAAGUUUAUGGGUUGGAAAGGCUAGGCUGAAUAUUUCUGCAGCCUGGUAUUUCAUUUCCAGUCUGUACUACGGUCAAACCUCUAUUUGACAAGGUGCUUAGAUGGGCAGGUUCAUAGAGCUUAAUGCGUUGAAAACCUCUAAGCAUUCAGAGUGAACUCAAUAUCUCACCAAGUCAAUGGAAGUAUUGUGGGGUAAAUACGCAGAAAAAAACAAGUCACAGUAGAUCUUUUGUGUUCCGAGUGCUUCGAAAAUUGUUCACUUAUUGCUAUGGUAAACAAGUUACCAGGGCAAUUUGAACAGAUCAUCACCUGAACUGAAGAGCAGUUCUCGUGAUGCUGGCAAAUUGCUCCAGUGGUAUAUACUGUUCAAUUAUGACCAAUUUAGCCAAAAUUAAAUUCUAUUUCAGCUGGCCUUUGAGUGUUUUUGAUUUAACAAAGUUUUCAAUUCCAAGAGAUAAUUCUUUGGUCUCACUGACUUCGUUUAAUCAAGGUUUAACUGUAGUAUAUCUGAUUGUUGUGUUGUGUGUGGUUUUACUGUCUACGGUCAUAAACUGCUCGGAAACUCAACAUUUUUCUAAAAUCCAGCAGUCCACAAACUUUUGACAUUAACUGUACAUUGGUUUCAUCCGUCCCGUCCCAUGAUUAUGAUUUACUGCCUACAGCUUGACGACAACGUGACGUCGUCGUAGGACGCUCGGUCAUCUUAGUGGGAGUCCAGCAGGUUGCAAAAAUAAAAUGGCCAACAUGUGUCAUUUGCUGCUUUGCAGCCCUUGCAGGGCUGACGUGCAAUAAAAUAUUUUCGUGACUUUCUACCGACAUCGAGGGAGCUUGUGCGGUGAGUGCUGUCGUAGCCUUUUGGUUGCGCAACUUUCUUCCACGAUAGAUGCUCACCCACGCCGACGAGACACGUAGAACUCGCUUCUUUCGGUUGGGCCUCUAAACCCUACUUUGAGUUCUUUGCUGUGACCUGGUGACUGGGCGGCCCCUCCUGCUUGGUGUGGAUCACUCAUCUCUACGUCAUUUUCUUCGUGAUAUGUCCUUUUUUUUUGUCUGUGCUGAGACGUAAUAAUCUGAACCUUUCUUUACUGGAUGAAUUCAGCUCACACGCUCAAGGGGCAGUUGUUUUCCUGUUAAUGUUUUGUUCCAGGUGCUGGUGGUAUAUUUAUUUGAUGUGUUCAACAAUGUCGAAUUCUGUACCUGAAUGCUGAUUUUAUUUUUAUGCAGUGCAUUGAAUGUGCAACGUCGAUGCAGCUUUCUUGGUGCAUUCAAUGAGGAGGUGCUUCAUUUAUAUUUGCUGUGCUGUGUUUCCGCUAGCAGACUUCUACCGUUCCCUCCCUUGCAUCUAGUCUUUCAGUGUUUCUGUUUUUUUUUUGUUUUUUUUCAGUUGGCCACGAAAGCUUACGGGACACAGGAUUUGCAAAAAUACUUAUCCCGUGAACAGUAAGGGCACAGCCACAAAUUAAAUGUUUCAGUCUGUAGCAGACUUCGAGGCCUACGCAGCGACGUGUAAACUUCUUUUUCCAUGCCUUGAGGCAUAGAAAUGAAACCAUAAAGAUGAAUGUAACCCCACAUCAUCCGGGAAGUCCAGUAAAACUGUGAUUGCCAUCAUCUUAAUUCCUCUUGCUGAAGUCAGCAUGCCGGUCACUGCUGAAGCCAGUCCGUCUGAGCAGGAGCUCCGAUGUGUCGUGUGCCGGGGCAGGUGCACUGGAGAUGGUGCAUUUCGACAUCUCGCGCCAGAGUCGUAAAGUUGCAGCAGAUGGCAUGGUCCUCGGGGCAGGCGGCAGAAUGGGUGAGGGCCGUCCCAACCUACAUCCUCCUCGGGAAAACUCCCUCCAGCCUUGUGAAUUUGCUGAGCAGGACUCAUUAAAUUUGUCGCGCCACGCCUUACCAGGGCAGAAAUUCACAUUUGUCGUGGACCCCGUGCACCGUGAGCUUUUGUGGGUCACUUCACAUUCGUUGCUGUUGUACAUACGUUUUAUCACUUGCAUAAUGCGUUUCCUGGUCAGGGCAAUUCUCUUACGUGGAGUAUGCCACUUUUAGUCACUGUAUGGUCCGAGAUUGCUGAUUGUUGAACGAGCAGUGAGCUUUUUUUUGCUUUAUUUCAAAUUUUAUGAAAAGAAAUUCCGCUAUUGUAUAACUGCGCAGGCAAGCUCUCCCUCUCUCUCCCUGCUUCUGUGUUGCAAAGCCUUCAGAAAGAGCUUGGCCCACGCGUUCAUUGCGACACUAUGUGCACAUGCCAACGAAAACAACUUAUCUAGUGUUUGUGUGUGUGUGCGUGCGUGAAUGCACAUAACCCUGAAAACGAGCUUUGUCACGGCGCUCGCAGCGUCUGUGGCGACCACGGCGACAUGCCUCUGAAAGUCAGUGCUGCACCACGAGAAGAUGUCGCACGGUUUUGCUCAAAUGACAGCUUUACGGGAUGGUCAUUUGUUCUGGAGAGGCCAUUAAAUAGUUCUAGCUUUCUCCGUAAUUGUAGUCGAGUUUACAGAAUACCGAAACACCGGAGACAUCGAUGUCACACAGUUGUGCUGGUGGGGCCAUCUUGUGGAACAGGCGUGAACCAUGGCAUGGAGAGCUUUAUUUGCGACAACCAUGGGCAAAGUUCCUUUUGGUGCGAACACAUCAGUGUACGCUGGAUUUAUAUUUUGCUUUUCCCUACUGCAAGGACAGUGACAAAGCAAAAAAAAAAAAACUUUUUAGCACUUUCUGGUUGAAGUAAACCUCACGAGAUGACAAUGCCAACAUUACUCCUGCCAUUGGCGCCCUCUACGUCCCAGUAUCCCGUAAACUGAUGGGCAUUUAUGGAACAGGUUAGAAUGUUUCUCUCUGUUCACAUAUUUGGCUUCCAAGGAGUGCUGGAGAAACCAGAUUUGUCAAGCAAUUGCCUCGCUACGUGCAGUCUUCGACAAAUGAAACAGGCCAAUUUCAGAGCAUGCCCUUCCAUAUAUUCUGCACCAUUUCGGUGCACUUGUGUUGGGCAAGGUUAAAUACUUGCAAAUUUCACAAACGACUCCACGCGUUUCACUUUACUCUCGGGGAACUGCUUCUCUUGGCGCAAUCACGCCGUGUAAGACAUGGUGAAGGCUGUGCGUUAAACUUUUAAAAUUAAAUAAGCAUUCACCAGGAUAAGAUGGGCGGAACACCACAAGAUUAGAUAGCCUCAAGAUGCAGUUAUCUCAAAGAUCAAGUACCUGUGGUAGCCGAAGUGAAUUUACUCGUCAUCCUGAAGAAUGACACAAUGCUGCAGUGCUUGUCCCUCUGCUUUGACAACUUUUUGCAGACAACAUAUCUGGCUGCAGCAGAUAUCAGCAAAUGGGAUGCGAGCGAAAUAUACAAAGCUGAAAAGCUGUAUGAAGGUUGGAUAGCCUUAAGAUGUCUUUAUUUUGAUGGUCAGAGUCCUUGCCCAACAUAUCUGAGGCAUCCAAAUAUUUAUCUAUUCAAGUACUGUCAGAGCUCUGAGCUAUUACAGAGAGGAGUGGGAAUGUCAACCCCCCAAAAAGUGUGUGAUCGAGUACAUUUCGUCACAAGUGUUCUUCAACUGCAGAUUUGAACAACGAAGGUACCGCGAUGGAGAUGGUGGAGGUAUGCAGGCGAUUCCGGUCAACACUGGUUUUGGGGACAAAGGGAGUCGCAGAAUCACUUGGUACGACAAUUCGGCAUACCCACUUUGAGGUGGCGCUCUACACACAACACUCAAUGAUACACAAUGAGUGAUGCAAAAAAUAGGAAUUGCUUUAAACAUAGUCAUCUUGAAGAACAGUGUAGUUUUUCUGUUCACUAUUUGUCGGUAACUUCCUCCAAGCAAUGUAUAUAAAGGCAAACCUGUGAGCAAACGGAAUGUACCAAAACUUGAGCAGCAGCGGUUCGUGAAUUCUACCUCAAUUGGGUUCAUUGCAUGCCAGCAACUUUAGCUAUCCAUUCUUUAGAUAUGGCACAGUACCGUGCCAUUGUGGGAACUAUGGAGCCAGCCGUGCCACAUUUUCUUGUUUUGCAGCACGAAGAAAUUGUUGCAGUGCGUUUCUCUCCUAUAUACACACACCCCUGUUGAGUUUGUGAUGGAUUUCCACGUAAAAAAGAAAAUCAACUGUUAUUUAUUGCUGCCAUAUUCGUCAUUUUCUUGUACAAACAUAUCAUUGUUUCAUUGUGUCCACGGUAUGUGAACUGGUGUACGUCUUGUUGCUAGCCAAAACCAGGGGAAUCCAUUUUUGGCCCUCCCCAUCUACGUACCACUUUAUGAUAUGCGUGCUGAGUGUGUCCGUGUAUUUCCAUUUCAUAUUGUUGGAGCAUUUGUUUAUAAACAUGUCCUACUCAAA
Messenger RNA from Dermacentor andersoni, 8959 nucleotides. RefSeq lists its product as uncharacterized. NCBI's taxonomy places the organism in Eukaryota, Metazoa, Arthropoda, Arachnida, Ixodida, Ixodidae. The record is from RefSeq and is a predicted model, not a curated record.